AUGGGGAAGCAUCGCUCGCGAAGCCCGGUAAAGGAAGCUCGGGCGUACCCACAGCGAACAGUAAAAAGAGGAAGAAGCAUCGAGGCCAGUCCGAUUGGUCGCAACGAUGUUACCGCGACAAACGUCAGCGAUAUCGGCGAUUUCGGUAUCGCUGAUGAAACCGAAAAUGCCAGCCGAAAUGCGGAAAUCGUCAAACUACCACCGGUGGUAGUGAAAAAUGCACCUCUAAACACGCUCAUCGCUAGCUUCACGUCCAUGGGCAUUAAAGUUGAGUUCAAACUCAGUAGAAUCGGAAUAAAGGUGAUGUUCCGCACGAAAGCGGAAUGCGAGCUGGCCACAUCAUACCUGAAGAAGUCUAACGCGGAAUUCUUCACUCACGAUAUCCCAGGCGAGAAGCCCUUCAAAGUGGUCAUCCGAGGUUUACCGAGCUUUGACCCGAAGUUAAUCGAAGCGGAAAACAAGGACCGGUACAAGUUGGCCCAACUGCCGUCUAAGGGAACGGUGACGCUCAAUGCGUUAAAGGCCAUCCGCUCUAUCAAUUCCAUCAUUGUCCGAUGGGAGCCAUACCGUGGCGGCCGUCACGACGUCACCCAGUGUCAACGUUGCCUGAAUUUUGGGCACGGCACCCGAAACUGCUACAUGAAGCCGCGCUGUGGCAAAUGCGCCCAAAACCAUGUCUCCUCCGAGUGUGAUGUCGACGAGUCGUAA
Ochlerotatus camptorhynchus is the source of this 708-nucleotide messenger RNA. RefSeq lists its product as uncharacterized. NCBI's taxonomy places the organism in Eukaryota, Metazoa, Arthropoda, Insecta, Diptera, Culicidae. Bases 1 to 708 code for a protein of 235 amino acids. The record is from RefSeq and is a predicted model, not a curated record. The transcript has 3 exons.